AUGAACUACAAUGAAAAGGACAAGACUUUUGUGUACCAGGAGGAGGGCACUGCCAUGUUCAAGCUAUAUGCAGUUCAUUCUGGGCACGAGCCUGGUCCGCUUGAUGGGAAUGCUAGGAUCAUCCACCGAGUAAUUGGGAACAAGGGGGCUUUUGAUAUCGAUCCAGAGGUUUAUGGGGUUAGGGAAGAUAUGGAGCCUGAGUCAUUUGUUAGCCUUAUGGGGAAGGAUGACAGAGGGGAUUCACAUCACAUGGUUCUGCAACAGGUCCAAGAACUCAGGGUCGAGGUUGGUAUAUUGGAAGGAAGAAUUACUAAAAUGAGCCCAGAGAUGCUGCGAUCAUUGUCACGUGAACUGUCUGAUAUCUUGCUCAAAUUGAGGAGGUUGGGUGGGGGAGUGCAUCACUCAGAGGAAACAUUGGUAGGUGAUGGUGAGGUCGCACAAUGGGGAAAUAACGACGAUCAUCAUCUUGAUAGACAUGAUAGGAUAUUUAGUAAGGAGGCUGAGAUGAUUGAAGAGGAGGAUCCAGAUUUUGGUUCAGAUCUUGGAGCCAUCGUGCCAUGGGAGAGGAUGACCGCAGACUGUCAGGAUAGGAAGAUGCUUAUGAGGGAUAGCUUGAAGCCUGAUAAGUGGAUAUUGAAAGAACACUGCAGUGAUUUUGAUGAGAAGAGCAUUCUUUGUGGUGAGGAUGAGGAAUCUAAACUAAUAAAACCCUUGACAGAUUCAAGUCUGGUAGGGAUGCACGUGGAUGGUUUUUAUGCCGACAAUACCAAGUGGUAUGACUCACCAAGUGGCUUAGAUCCUGGUACAGAUUCUGGAGAAGGUGGUUUUAGGCAUGGAGGAAUGGUGUGA
Molecule: messenger RNA, 849 nt
Organism: Musa acuminata AAA Group (dessert banana)
Lineage: Eukaryota; Viridiplantae; Streptophyta; Magnoliopsida; Zingiberales; Musaceae
Exons: 1
Coding region: 1-849 (282 amino acids)
Source: RefSeq, a predicted model, not a curated record